Centruroides sculpturatus (bark scorpion) is the source of this 874-nucleotide messenger RNA. RefSeq names its product astacin-like metalloprotease toxin 5. The transcript has 6 exons. Gene Ontology annotation, molecular function: zinc ion binding; metalloendopeptidase activity. The coding region runs from base 13 to 798 and encodes 261 amino acids. Gene Ontology annotation, biological process: proteolysis. Lineage: Eukaryota; Metazoa; Arthropoda; Arachnida; Scorpiones; Buthidae. The record is from RefSeq and is a predicted model, not a curated record.
GAUUUUUAGAAAAUGAUUUGUUUAGCAAUCUUCCUCCUGGCUUUUUCUAAUAUUACAAAUAAUGAAAAUUCUGAAAAUUUUAAUCAGGAGUAUUCUGAAGAUUCGGAAGAUGCCGAUCUUGCCUUAGAAAAUCCCGAUCUGUUCGGUGGCGAUAUUAUUGGAGAUUUCGAUGAUAUGAGGAAUGCAAUUCCAUAUAGAAGUCAUUUGUGGCCCGGAGGAAUCAUACCAUACGUAAUUGACGAAGAACUUCGAAAUUCUAAAAAAUCUAGACUGCUGAUAAGGAGAGCUAUGAAGACUUUCCGUGAGAAAACUUGUAUUCGAUUUAAACCGAAAACCAAAGAAAAAACUUACGUAGAAAUUUUAGAUGAUAAUCAAUGUUAUUCAAUGGUGGGUCGAAGUAAAGGAAUAAACUUCGUAUCACUGACUAAUGAAUGCAUGUAUUUGGGAGCAAUCAUUCAUCAAUUGAAUCACAUUGUUGGCUUUUACCACGAACAGAAUCGACCCGACAGAGAUGAAUACGUAGAAAUAGUUUGGGAGAAUAUAAAACCGAAGAUGGAAUCGCAGUUCGUUAUGCUUAGGCCAAAUCAAAUGAGAAUUUUAAAUGAAUUUGAUUAUCAUUCCAUAAUGCUCUAUGGAGGAAGAGCUUUCUCAAAGGAUAGGCACAGUCAAACUAUGGUAGCUUUAAAACCAGGUGCGAGGCUCCGUAGCAUCAAAGAAAAAGCAGGGUUGAGCAAAAGUGACGUUUUCCGUAUAAAUACUUUAUAUCACUGUUUCAAUUCUACUAGAAAUUAUAAAUGAAGGUCAAUUAUGCAAACAGUUAUAUUUUUUAAAAAAGGCAAUGUAUCUUUGUUUAUAUGUUAUAUCAUAUGAUUAC